Mya arenaria is the source of this 980-nucleotide messenger RNA. RefSeq names its product L-xylulose reductase-like. The transcript is spliced from 7 exons. Gene Ontology annotation, biological process: glucose metabolic process; xylulose metabolic process. Gene Ontology annotation, molecular function: carbonyl reductase (NADPH) activity; L-xylulose reductase (NADPH) activity. Bases 96 to 830 code for a protein of 244 amino acids. The record is from RefSeq and is a predicted model, not a curated record. NCBI's taxonomy places the organism in Eukaryota, Metazoa, Mollusca, Bivalvia, Myida, Myidae.
AGGCAGAAGCCCUAUGGUUAAGAUAGGUCGAAAAUAAAGUCAUAUUGUAGCUGGCUGGUAGUGUACGAGUGUGGACUUCUUUUGCUCGAAAAAUAAUGGAAAUUAGCUUCAAAGGAAAACGGGCCCUCGUGACGGGCGGAGGCAGAGGUAUUGGGAAGAGUAUUGCCCAGGCGUUACUCAAGUGCGGGGCGGAGGUGAUCGUGUUUGAGAAGAUUGAGGAAGACCUCAACAAGUUUAAACAAGAGGAACCGAGUAUCGUGGCGGUGGCAGUGGACCUGUCAGACUGGGAAGCGACACGGCGGGCUGUGGAGGCCGCGGGAGCUGUGCACCUGCUCGUCAACAGCGCCGGUGUCGCCGCAAUCACUCCGUUUCUUGAGGUUACGAAGAAGGAAAUCGACUGGGUGUUCAGUGUGAACUUUCAAGCCAUCGUCAAUGUGUCACAGGUGGUAGCCCGGGGUAUGGUGGAGCGAGGGGAGGGCGGGGCGAUCGUUAACAUCUCAAGUAUGACCACCAAUGUGGCCUUCCCCGAGCACACUUCCUACUGUUCCUCUAAGGGUGCCGUGGACACUCUUACCCGCGUAAUGGCACUUGAACUGGGCCCACACCAGAUCCGUGUGAACGCCAUUCACCCGACCAUCGUGAUGACGGACAUGGGGCGGCGGGCGUGGGAGGACCCCAAGAAGCACAUGAAAUACCUCGUCCGUACUCCCAUGGGUCACUUUGCAGAGCCGACGGAUAUAUCCGACGGAACGAUGUAUCUACUGAGUGACAUGGCCAAAAUGGUUAACGGUACAAUCCUUCAUAUAGACGGCGGACUGACGUCCAACUAACCCUCGUCAGCCGCGUUGAGGCAGGAACAGUCAACAGUUCCGGUUCAGUUGCAGCAUAAAUCAUAUCAUAAACGUUGACUUGAAGUACAUUGAAUUUAAAAUUUGUCUUGUGCGCUUGCAUGGAAUAAAAUCUUGGUUUAAAAAUACAAA